Molecule: messenger RNA, 1575 nt
Organism: Exophiala spinifera
Lineage: Eukaryota; Fungi; Ascomycota; Eurotiomycetes; Chaetothyriales; Herpotrichiellaceae
Exons: 7
Coding region: 1-1575 (524 amino acids)
Cellular component (GO): fungal-type vacuole lumen
Molecular function (GO): metallocarboxypeptidase activity
Source: RefSeq, a predicted model, not a curated record
AUGGUCUUGAAUCGGCAUUCCUUCCAGCCUCCGGUCAUGCACCCCAGGAGGCGGCAGGAUAUCACAAACAGUAAUGUUUUUACACUGUUCAACUCAAAACACUUCCAGGAUGAAGUUGCUCAUCGGCUGGCCGGUGCAGUGCGAAUACCCACCAUUGCCUAUGAUGGUAUGGAUCUGGUCGGUCACGACCCUCGGUGGAACAUUUUCUUCCAGUUUUCCGACUUCCUCAAAAGGACAUUUCCCCGAGUAUAUCAAGCGCUCGUGGUCGAGAAUGUCAGCACACAUGCAAGACUGUAUACUUGGCAAGGCUGGGACGAGACGCUGAAGCCAAUGCUUUUCAUGGCCCAUUCGGAUGUUGUUCCUGCUGGUCACUCAACCUCAGAUCAAUGGUCUCAUCCUCCCUUUUCAGGCUAUUACGAUGGAGAGUUCAUCUGGGGUCGAGGAUCAGAAGAUGACAAGUCCAACCUGAUCGCAAUGCUCACUGCCAUCGAUUGUCUGCUCGCUUGCGACUUCCAACCUCAACGCACGUUGAUCCUCUCGGUCGGCUUCGAUGAAGAGGGUGGAGCUGAUCAGAGUUAUGGUGCUCGGUGUCUUGCAAACACGCUUCUGGAGAGAUACGGCAAGCACGGCAUGGAACUUAUCUUCGAUGAAGGCAUUGCAGGAAUCGAGAAGCGGUUCGGCACCGACUUCGCUCUCCCUGCGACUGCGGAAAAGGGUUAUGUCGAUGUGACCAUCAACGUCAGCAUGCCUGGCGGUCAUUCGUCGACUCCUCCAGACCAUACGGCGAUCGGCUUUUUGGCUCAGAUCAUCAAGUUGAUCGAAGACCAUCCGUUUCCUUCAAAACUAAUUCGUCACAACCCGACUUUGAAUUAUCUACGGCAAGCGGCACUAUUGUCCAAGCAUAUGCCUGACGACCUCCGAGAUGUUAUCCUUGGUUCUCAGUCGUCCAGCAAGCUGCUUGAGUAUUUGAACACCGAUCGUGAGAGGCGUGCGAUGGUGAAGACCUCGAUUGCCGUCGACGUGGUUCGGGGUGGAGAUAAAGUCAAUUCGCUACCGGAGAGUGCCACAGUCCUCAUCAACCAUCGCAUUGCAAUCCACGAUUCGGUAGAUGUGGUCAAGGACCACUAUGUUUCGUUACUGUCGCCGUGGGCUGAGAGAUGGAAUUUCAACCUGAACGCCUUUGGUAGGAAGAUGCAACACCACAAAGACGGCACCACGCGAACGGAUGACAACAACGACUGCGGCGACCUCACACUCGUGGCCGCUUAUGAGCUCGACCCUUCACCUGUGUCUGACACGGACGAUGCAUGUUUCAGGUGGUUGGCGGGCACGAUCAAGGGCGUAUUUGGCGAGAAUGUAGUCGUCGCCCCUGAGUUGCUUAGUGGUAAUACGGAUACGCGAUACUACUGGGACUUGUCGCCACAUAUAUACCGAAUGUCACCUUGGCGAGCGAGUCACGACCCUCGCGGCACGCGCAUGCACACGGUUGACGAAAGAAUGCCAGUGGCGGGCCUUUUAGAAAUGGUGAAGUUUUACCAUGAAUUCAUCAGAGUCAUGGACGAAGUGCGAAAGUGA